UACAAGAUGGCAGCUCGUGGAAAAGUGCAGGUCACAUUAGCGCUUUUAAAGCCCGAUAUAAUGCUACAUCCUGUGAGAGUGAAGGCUAUCAAGGAUUUGAUUUCCAAACACAACUUUGUUAUUGCUAAGUCAAAACAGCUUCACUGGACUAAAGACGAGGCGGAACGUUUUUAUGCAGAACAUAAAGGGAGAUUUUUCUACAACAGACUUGUAGGGUUUAUGAGUAGUGGUCCAAUGAUGGCAAUGGUGCUUAGUGGAGAAAGUGCUAUCACAAGRUGGCGGCAACUGAUUGGACCAACCCACUCAUACAGGGCAAGAGAUGUUGCCCCUCACAGUAUCAGAGCACUUUAUGGAAUAUCAGACACUAGAAAUGUUACUCAUGGAUCAGAUUCUGAAGAAACUGCAAGAAAAGAAAUCAAAUUUUUCUUCCCGGAAUUUGACUUCAGUGCUUGGGAAAAGUGACAACUUACAGUUUUCGAUAGGUGAAAAGUGUUGAAAUACGCACUUCCAAAAUACGCGAGUCAUACAUACAAAUGGACACCGGCUGCGUACGAGGCUGUUAGAGUCCGAAGUGCUGCUGAAGUGUAUUUACAGCACCGGAGGAUCCACUGGGGAAAUUAUGUGGUAUUGCUCUGAACACCUGAAAUKUUCUUUUAAAAAGGUUGUGGAGCCACACACCAUUAUAUUAAAAUUGCCAAUAAAUCUAUUUCUCUGGCGUGAUAAUCGGAAAUCGUUAUUCAAAAAAACACAUGAUAAUUCUAUAUAUACUUACUAGRCUAUCUGUGACGUUUUCCAUUCUGUUUCAAACAACUUGCAUUUUAUAAUUCAACAACAAAUUUUUCUUGAGAGUCGACCACGUGACGCGAUAGUGUCCGCCGAGGAUGUUUACUAAUAGUGCGUAGAGCCCGCCGUUUAGAAGAGUMGAUGAAUCGAGGCCAAUAUGCUGUGAUGGUUGCCCGUGGAAACUGGAUGUUCCGAAAAAACGAAUAGUCCCCGAGAACGCAGUUAGCAGAUACUACAGCAGGGUAGUAACGAGGUGUAUGGAUCAGGGAUCUUAUCUUACUCUAUUGUUUAAUUAGUGUUAAUUAGUGACGUUACUAUUUAUUAAAGGAUUUUGUCUUGGA
This is a messenger RNA of Exaiptasia diaphana, 1124 nucleotides long. RefSeq names its product nucleoside diphosphate kinase 6. Gene Ontology annotation, molecular function: nucleoside diphosphate kinase activity. The record is from RefSeq and is a predicted model, not a curated record. Gene Ontology annotation, biological process: UTP biosynthetic process; GTP biosynthetic process; CTP biosynthetic process. The transcript is spliced from 6 exons. The coding region runs from base 7 to 462 and encodes 151 amino acids. Lineage: Eukaryota; Metazoa; Cnidaria; Anthozoa; Actiniaria; Aiptasiidae.